Panonychus citri (citrus red mite) is the source of this 6654-nucleotide messenger RNA. RefSeq names its product activating signal cointegrator 1 complex subunit 3-like (gene obe). NCBI's taxonomy places the organism in Eukaryota, Metazoa, Arthropoda, Arachnida, Trombidiformes, Tetranychidae. The record is from RefSeq and is a predicted model, not a curated record. Gene Ontology annotation, molecular function: ATP hydrolysis activity; ATP binding; nucleic acid binding.
GCGACGUUGAUUGUUUAGAGUUUUUAUUUAAUUUCUUCUCAUUGAUUGUUUUGAUUGUUUAGUUUUCUAUUUAAUGUAAAAAGAAUUUUUUUUUAACAUUUACUCUAAUUAUUUGGUGUUUAACUAAUCAGUUUUCUGUUUUAUCUUCAAGUUGAUGGCUACUUUUGACUAUUUAAAUGACUAUGAAUGGGCAAGUGAUUUUACCAUUGAAAAUGAGAUUGGUCAAUCUUGUCCACCUGAUGAGAUUGAUUUUCUUGAUUGGAAUUCAUUGGGAACUCGAGGAUCAACUUUAUCACCUUCACAAUCAACUUCAUCUCAUGGUGGUAGUGGACUAGGUACUGGUAAUGGUGCUGUUGGUGGUGGUAAUGGAGGAGGAGGAGGAGGAGGUGAAUUGUCAUUAAACAGUUACCUUGAUACAUCAAGAAUUACAAGUUCUGUUAGUAAUGAUAAAAGUAAAUUGGGUGAGAUUAAAGAUAUUGAAACAUUGGCAUUAAGAUUAUCUGCUUAUCUGGAAACUGCUCGAUUAACAGAAUUUCAUAUUGAAGAGUUGAUGCAGUUAAUUGUUGGUUUACUUAAUGAUAAAAGUAAACCACAUUCUCAUCUUGAAUCAGAGUUAAUGGAUCUUCUUGGCUUUGGUGCAAUUGAUUUAAUUCGAGAGAUAAUUCAAAAUCACCAGUUAAUUGUUAAAUCUCAUAAAUCACUUUAUCAAGAAUCUUUCCUAUUAUCAUCAACAACAACAAUCUCAGAUCAAAUUGGUGAUCCAGCAAUGGAAGCAUUGGCAAAAUUAAAUUCCCUUCAAACAAGUCAACCCAAGAAACCUUCAAUUACUCAAUCGGUGGUGGUACAAACAAUGGAAGAGAAAAAUUUGAAAAAAUAUAUUCGAAAAUGUGAGAAAAAAAUGAUGAAAGAGAUUAACAAGGAAGCAAAUGAAAAUGAUACAACCGAUAUUAACAAGAUUAAACAAGAAAAGGAGAGACAAUUGCUCGAGGCGAUGUCCGGGCCACUAUUCAAACGAACAGCACCAAUGGAAAGGGAAAAGUAUCCCUUUGUUUUUGAUAAUUACGCCGAAGCUCAACUAUCAGCGGCAUUUAUUUGCGGUGCUAAAAUGGCCUUACCUGCCGGUUUUAAGAGAAACGAUAAUCCUAAAUGGGAAGAGAUUGAAAUUCCAGUGUUCAAAGAUUCCCCUGAUUUUUUACCCGAAUUUGGCCUGAUUGAUGUAGAAAAAGAUUUAGAUCCAUUGGGACGUAAAGUUUUCGCCGGUUUUAAAAAGCUAAAUAAGGUACAAUCAAUUGUCUACAAUACCGCUUGUAACACCAAUAAUAACAUGUUAAUCUGUGCCCCAACCGGUGCUGGUAAAACAAAUAUCGCCAUGUUAACAAUUCUCAAUGAGCUACGUCGACACUGUGAUCCGGAAACACUUAUGGUUACCAGUGCAGAGGAAUUUAAAAUAAUCUAUAUUGCACCGAUGAAAGCACUUGCCUCCGAGAUGACUGAUGGAUUUUCCAAACGAUUGAAACCUUUAGGUGUUCGGGUUAAAGAAUUGACCGGUGAUAUGCAAUUGUCAAAAGCGGAAAUCAUUGAGACCCAUAUGAUUAUUACGACACCGGAAAAAUGGGAUGUUGUCACUAGAAAACCUAAAGGUGAAGUUGAACUAAUGAAAUUGGUUAAACUUUUGGUUAUCGAUGAAGUUCAUUUACUACAAUCUGACCGAGGUCCAGUUGUUGAAGCUCUGGUUGCUCGGACUCUUCGCCAUGUUGAAUCAACACAAUCAAUGAUUCGAAUUGUUGGUCUAUCAGCUACUCUUCCUAAUUAUGUUGAUGUGGCCUCAUUUUUAAACGUUAACCUAAGGGAGGGACUAUUCUUUUUCGAUGAUAGAUUCCGUCCAGUUCCUCUGGGACAAACUUUCAUUGGAAUCAAGUCAACUUUUCCUUCAUCGCAAAUGAAUGAUAUGGAUGAAAUUUGUUAUGAAAAAGUUCACCAUUUUGUCUCCCGUGGUCAACAAUGUAUGGUUUUCGUUCAUGCUCGUAAUGCGACUUAUAAAACUGCUGAAAUUCUUAAAGAAAAUGCUCGAGCUGCUGGACAUUUGGAACUAUUUCGACCUGAAAUGUCAGCAUCCGUUGUAAAAGCAAUCGAACGACCAAACAAUGGUAAACUUAAAGAUCUACUAAAAUAUGGAUUAGGUGUUCAUCACGCUGGACUUACCCGACCUGAUCGUAACCUAGUGGAAAAGCUAUUCAAAGAAGGUGUUGUCAAAGUAUUAGUUUGUACCUCAACCCUUGCCUGGGGUGUUAACUUGCCCGCUCAUGCAGUUAUCAUCAGAGGUACUGAGCUUUAUGAUCCAGCUCAGGGUAAUUAUGUACAAUUAGAUGUACUUGAUGUUAUGCAAAUUUUUGGACGAGCAGGUAGACCUCAAUACGAUAAGGAAGGUUUUGCAACCAUAAUCACAACUCACGAUAAAUUGAGACACUAUUUAACAACUUUAACCUGCCAAUUUCCAAUUGAAUCUCAAUUUAUGAAAUGUUGUACCGAUCAUCUAAACGCCGAGGUUGUCUUAGGUACGGUGACAACGAUUGACGAAGCAGUUGAAUGGCUUGGAUAUACUUAUUUUUUUGUUCGAAUGAAAAAAAAUCCCUUAGUUUAUGGUAUAACCCAUGAUACUUUAAUCAAUGAUCCAGGAUUAUUUAAUAAAAGGAGAGAUAUGAUAAUCGCUUCAGCCAUGGAUUUGGAUAGAGCUCGAAUGGUUCGAUAUGAUGAGACAACCGGAUGUCUUGAUCCAACUGACCUUGGUCGAACUGCGAGUCAUUAUUACAUUAAAUAUAAAACAAUUGAGAUAUUUAAUCAACUAUUAAGUGUUUACAUGAUGGAAGAUGCAAUUUUAAAUAUGAUCAGUAAUUCCCAAGAAUUUGAUCAACUUAAGUCUCGAGAAGAGGAAAUGGAUGAAUUAGCUCAUCUAAAUGCUAAUUACACUUGGUUAAAAGUUGGUGGUUCUUUGGAUGAUAAAAAUGGAAAGACAAACAUUUUAAUUCAAGCUUAUUUAUCUCAUGCUAAGAUUGAACAAACCUCAUUAACUUCCGACAUGUUGUAUAUUGUUCAGAACUCGGUUCGUAUAUUACGAGGUCUUUUUGAAUAUGUUCUAAGACGAGGAUUCGCCUCACUGGCACAUAAAUUUCUAUCUCUAUCGAAAAUGUUGGAAAAAGAAAUGUGGAGUCAUGAAACACCCUUUCAACAAUUUAGUCGAUCCUUAAGUCACCAUGAUCUUGAUAAAAUUCAACGACUUGGAAUUACCGUUAAUAAGAUUAAAUCGGAUGAAUUAUCAACUAGAGAAUUGGCCAAUAUGUUAAGGGUUGAAUCGAAAGGUAUUUUACUCAAAAAAUUGGCCUACACUUUACCUUGUCUCGAUAUUGAAGCAACACUUCAACCAAUCACUAGAACGGUCAUUCGAGUUACCUUACAUAUAACACCUUCAUUCAAUUGGGAUGAUAGUUAUAACGGUAAAAAAAGUGAACCGUUUUGGAUCUGGAUGCAAGACGCUGAUAGUCAACACAUUUACCACCACGAGUUUUUCAAAGUAACCAAAAAACAGGCCAUUAAAAAGGAAACGCAAACAUUAGUCUUUACCAUUCCCCUGCUUGACCCUGAUAAUCUUCCCUCCCAUUACAUCAUCCACUCUGAUUCUGACCGUUGGUUAGGCUGUGAUCGUGAAGAGUCAAUCCCGUGUUUUGGCCUCGUGUUACCAGAAAAAGUUUUACCCUUUACAAAACUAUUGGAUCUCAACCCGUUACCAAUAAGCGCAUUGAAAAAUGAUUCCUAUGAAUCGCUGUUUAAAUUUACUCAUUUCAAUCCAAUUCAAACGCAAUUGUUUCACACUCUUUACCAUACCGAUAAUAAUGUCCUCCUUGGUGCACCAACAGGUUCGGGUAAAACUAAUUGUGCCGAGAUUGCAAUUUUCCGUGCCUUCAAUGUUAACCCUGAAUGUAAAAUUGUUUACAUUGCUCCACUUAAAGCGCUGGUUCGUGAACGUGUUAACGAUUGGAAGGUUCGUCUUGGUGAACGUUUAAACAAACCCGUUGUUGAAUUAACGGGUGAUUUUACUCCCGAUGUAAAAAGUAUCAUGUCUGCUAAAUUAAUUGUCACCACACCGGAAAAAUGGGAUGGUAUUUCUCGUUCCUGGCAAACACGACAAUAUGUUCGUGAUGUUUGUCUUAUAAUUAUCGAUGAGAUUCACUUACUGGGUGAAGAUCGUGGUCCAGUUCUUGAGGUUAUAGUUUCUCGAACCAAUUUUAUCAAUAGUCAUACAGGAAGGAAAAUUCGUCUCAUUGGUCUAUCAACGGCUGUUGCUAAUGCUCAAGAUUUAGCUAAUUGGCUUGGAAUUGAAAAAAUUGGUCUCUACAAUUUUCGACCUUCAGUUCGUCCAGUUCCCCUUGAAGUCCAUGUUUCCGGUUAUCCUGGUAAACAUUACUGCCCAAGAAUGGCCUCCAUGAAUAAACCAACAUUCAAAGCGGUUAAACAACAUUCACCUGAUAAACCGGUAAUUGUUUUCGUUUCAUCUCGUCGACAAACUAGAUUAACAGCUCUCGAUUUAAUUGCUUACCUUGCCAUGGAUAAUCCAAAGCAAUGGGUUCACAUGACUGAUGAGGAAAAUAAUUAUCUAAUUCAGAAUAAUAUCAAAGAUAGUAACCUUAAAUUAACAUUAGCAUUUGGUAUUGGCCUUCAUCAUGCUGGUCUCCAUGAGAAGGACAGGUCACUUGUUGAAGAAUUGUUUCUCAAUCAGAAAAUUCAAGUUCUAAUAACAACGGCAACACUGGCCUGGGGUGUUAACCUUCCCGCUCACUUGGUAAUCAUAAAAGGAACUGAAUUUUAUGACGGAAUCCAUCGAUAUGUUGACUUUCCAAUAACCGAUGUACUUCAAAUGAUGGGACGUGCAGGUCGACCUCAGUUCGAUAAAGAGGGAAUCGCCGUGAUCCUUGUUCACGAUAUAAAGAAAGAAUUUUAUAAAAAGUUCUUGUACGAACCUUUCCCAGUAGAGUCGCAUCUAAUUCCAGUAAUUGAAGAUCACGUUAACGCUGAAAUUGUGGCCGGAACUCUUUCAUCGAAAUCUGAUUGUGUUGAAUAUCUUUCAUGGACUUAUCUGUUUCGGCGAUUAUUUAAAAAUCCAAGUUACUAUGAAAUGGAAGGUGCUGAUCUUCAAACAAUCAAUCAUUUCCUUUCACAAUUGACCGAUCGUGCAGUCAACGCACUUGAAGCAUCCGCUUGUGUUGAAGUCGAUCCAGAAGAUGAUCGAACCCUUUAUGCUACACCACUCGGACGAAUUGCAUCAUUUUAUUAUCUUAACCAUAAAACCGUUAAAAUGUUUCAAGAUCAAUUAUCAAAUGAUAUCAAAAUUGAACGAUUACUACACAUACUGACCUCAGCCGCUGAAUACAAUGAACUUCCUGUUAGACACAAUGAAGACUUACAGAAUGAAGAUUUGGCUAAAAGAUGUCGAUUCCCUGUAACUCAUGGUGCCACUUUUGACUGUUCCCAUACCAAAGCAUAUCUACUCCUUCAAGCCCACUUUUCCCGUCUCGAAUUACCUUCAACUGAUUAUUAUACUGAUACUAAAUCAGUUCUUGACCAAGCGAUUCGUAUAAUUCAAGCAAUGAUUGAUAUUUCCGCCAUGAAUGGUUACCUAACAGCGACACUUGGAUUAAUUUCAAUCCUUCAAAUGAUCAUUCAAGCUCGUUGGUACGAUUGUCCAUCUUAUUUGACUCUUCCCCAUGUUGAUGAAAUUGUUUUACCACAAUUUAAGCGACACUUAUCAAUACAUUUACCAGAAUUAAUGUCAAUCGUUGAUAGUAGAGGAAUUGAUUGUCUAAUUAAACCGCUGGAUAAGAUGAUGGAUAUAAAACAAAUUCGUGAUAUUUAUCAAACAAUUAACGGGUUACCCUUUAUCAAUUUAAAAGUUACACUGAAAAAGGCUGAAGAUGAAAGUGAUGAAUUAAAAGUAACCCUUGAUCUACCUGAUACAUCAAUUAAAUCACGACAUUUCAUUGAACUGGAAGCCGAUACUGAUUAUCUAAUUAACUUUAACUUUGAACGAUCAACCCGAUCAAACUACAGGCCAAGUCGUUAUAUUUACGCACCAAAAUAUGCUAAACCUAAAGAUGAAAAUUGGAUAUUAAUUGUUGGCGAUUCAAAUACGAAAGAGUUAAUUGCUCUUAAACGAUCAGGUUACAUUGGAAAUAAAUUAAUGACCAAUAGUUUGAUCAUUCGGACACCAGAAAGAUAUGGACGAGCAAUUUAUUCACUUUACUUUCUAAGUGAUGCACUAAUUGGAUUAGAUCAACAAUAUGAUUUAGGAAUUGAUGUAAUUCCCAGAGUUUGAUUGUCUUUCAAUUAGCUCACCAAUAAUACGGAUGAUUACAAAUCUAUUGAUUAUCAUUAGAGGGAAACAAUCAUCCUGAUCAAACAAUCAAUUUACUGUUUAAUCUGAUCUAUUUAAUGCUCGUCAAGGCGGAUGGAAAAAUAAUUAUCAUCUAAUUGUAAUUAACUUUUUGUUUUCUAUCCAAACAAAGAAAUUGUGAUAUUCUAAUUGGAAAUGUAAAAAUUAAUUCUAUCCAUUAAUUGGUAAAUAAGAGUAUAAAUUAUUAUUAAAAUUUUUCACGAACAUUGAAA